Messenger RNA from Theileria parva strain Muguga, 627 nucleotides. RefSeq names its product C-terminal duplication domain of Friend of PRMT1 family protein. The record is from RefSeq and is a predicted model, not a curated record. The transcript has 3 exons. Bases 144 to 596 code for a protein of 150 amino acids. Lineage: Eukaryota; Apicomplexa; Aconoidasida; Piroplasmida; Theileriidae.
UAUUUGAGUUAUUAGAUCCCCAUAGGCUUAUAUAAUUUCAUACUAUAUAUUAAUAGUAAUAUAAUAAUUAUAGCAAUUUAUUAUCAACUUAAAUAUAAUAAUCUAAAUAAUAGAAUUAAAGUAUAUCUGAUAGUUGGAGAGUAAUGGCAAGAAGGAAUAAUGUACUUGAGAAUGUGAGAGGAGGUCAGAGAAAUACCAGAAAUCCUAGAGGAAAUUAUAGAUUUCGCAACAGAAACAACAAUUCAGUCAAUAACAACACAAAUAAUAACAGGAGAAAUGUAAGAAGGGUAUUUAAGGCCAAAACAUUUAAAGGCCGCGCUUUGAGAAGGUUUGGAGGAGGACAAGCGCCAGUUGAAAAUCAGGGCGAAUCAAACCCUGCUAGGCGAGGCCGAUUUAGGCGUCCAAGGCGCAAUUUCGCCUUUCGCAGAUUCAAUAAAAAUAUGAGAACUAAACAAAAUUUUAAGAAAAAUAAGGAUCAAAAAACUGCAGAUCAGAUGGAUAUGGAGUUGGAUACUUACAUGGGCGGCGAAGCUACUAGAGCUAAACUUGACGCUGAUUUGACUAACUACUUCUCACAACCAGAAACCACAAAUUAAUUUUCUUGUCAUUAAUCUUGUAAUAGUAUGA